GCCUCAGUUUUGGAAGAGACGACGUUUGAGAGUUAUGGGUAAUUUCGAAACUAUUUGCUCCUGAACAAAAUGAAUAGUUCCUCUGAGACUAACGGUAUCCUGUACAGGAUUUCUAACGAGAUGAGAGGUCAGGAUCUUCAAAAUAUGAAACAAUUGUGUCACGGACAGAUACCAUUGCGUGAUCUCGAAAAAUCGACUAGUCCAAGUGCCUUGUUCCAGAUCAUGCUUCAGAGGAGAUUGAUAAGUCCUGGUAAUUUGAGUUAUUUAGAUCGCUUAUUGGAUCAGAUUGGUAGAGCAGAUUUAGCACGCAAGAUUCAAACUAGCGGAAACGACACCACGAUGGAAACAGAGAGCGCUGUGUCUAGCAAUCCAGCCGACAAGAGUUAUCGAGCUUUCCUCAUGAAACUCAGUGAUGAAUUAACGAGAGAUAACGUCGACUCGUUGAAGUUUGUUGCUGAUUUACCAGAUGGCAUUGAUGAAAAUGUGCGGAGUGGAAAAGACCUUUUUAAAUAUAUGAUUCAAUGUGGCAGAAUUGGACCUUGUAAUUUGGACCACCUCGCUGACAUGCUCCAAGAAAUACAUCGUAGAGACUUGGCAGAGAGAGUCAGAAAAUUUCAGUCAGAUGAAGCUGUAAGUCCUAGUGCUGCCAAAACUGAGUGGCCUGCUCAAUCACCAAUCAAUGGCCAACGCCCAUUUGCACCAACACAAGCUCCACCACUCAGACCUUUAGUUACUGGGAAGCAGCCAACAAUGCAUCAGAUGGGUGAACCAAGACCACCAAGUGCACCUUUACUUUCUCCUGCAUAUUUCUUGAGAGGGCAGGGUGGAAGUUCAGAUAACGUGGAACCUCGAUUCCCUGUCCAGGCAGGAGCUAGUCCAGCAGAAAUUGUUGCUCCCAUGCAACAAUUAGGGGUUGAUGAGGAAGAAGCAAUGCCUUCCUAUCCCAUGAGAAACCGGCCACGUGGUAUUGCACUGAUUAUAAGUAAUGAACGCUUUGAAGGAAACCCUGAUUUGAGAGACCGCCAGGGAAAUCAAAAAGAUGUGAAUCAGCUCCGUGAACUAUGGCAAUUCUUGAAUUUUGAUGUAAUUGUGGAAUCACAGCUAGAGUCACAUGAAAUGUAUAAUGUUAUAAGACGGAUCUCAACCAUGGAUCACUCAAACUUUGACUGUUUUGUUUGUUGCUUGCUAAGCCAUGGAGCCAAUGGAGGGAUCUAUGGCACAGAUAGUGUAUUGGUGGAGAUCAAGUAUAUAACAGCCAUGUUCAAAGGUGUGGCCUGUCCAUCACUUGCCAACAAACCUAAAUUGUUCUUCAUCCAAGCUUGCAGAGGACAAGACUUUGAACGAGGAGCUCGGAUUGAAGCUGAUGCAGUAGAAAGCAAUCCUGAAGAUGCCAUGAGGAAUAAUGCAGAGCCAAAUGAAAGCCAUUUUCUCCUAGGUUAUGCCACUCCUCCAGGUUAUGUCAGCUGGAGAAGUCAAGUCCAUGGCUCCUGGUAUAUUUCCAAGCUCUGUGAAGUGUUCCGAAAGUAUUGCGAGAAUUAUGAUGUGACAACGAUGAUGGUAAAGGUCAAUGAUGAAGUUUCAGAUGCGUUCACCAAGAGGGGAUACAAACAGUGCCCAGCUCCUGUUGUUACACUCAGGAAGAGAAUCUACCUCAACAACAACUGAUUGGUACAGUCUUUCCACAAAAAUUACUCCUUCAAAAAAAAAACUGCCAUGUGUGAUGAAGAGAGUAUUUGUCCUUAACAAUUUAGAUCAGACAGGUGAUGAGAGUAAAGAAAAAUAGCAAUUAAGGAACUAGUACUUAAUCCAAUAGCAAAUUCUCCAAACUAACGAUUUAAACGUCAUAAGAAUUGUUUGGGAGGAGAAAGCAGAAUUACUAAUGAGAUUGAAAGAGUGAAAGGUUUAAUUGAGCUGUGAAAGUAGGUAGCAACUGCCUAUCCGGUGCAGUUUUUUCUGUGCCUUCAGGCAAUAAGUAAAGUUUCAUUUCCAUUUUCAUUCAAGAGAACUAAAGGAUUAUCGGUGGUACUGCAUGUUAACUCCAGUUUGGGGGGGGGGGGGUACAAACGUGAUUGAGCCUGCAGGUCGACCUUGAAAGGUUUCACUUUGCUUCUUUUUAUACGUGUACACUGUUUAAAACGCAAGAACCUGCAUUUAAAAGUUGACUCUGAAAAUGUCAUUAACUCUUCACACCCUAACGUGAGUAUGAAAUUCUCUGCACUGUUCUCUAGACUUUUCCUAAGGUACCUACAUAAUUGGGUACUUUGUCUAACGAUCUCAAGCCUCUGGAGUUCACAAUCAUUUUACUGUUUUCUUAUCACCUUAAUGUGUGAUUCAGGGGUGAUAAUGUUGCAAGAAAUUAGACGCCCAUCACUCUUAGAGGUUGAAGGGUUUCAUGUGGAGUGUUUGCAUUGUUUUUCUUCCUUAAAAUUCCUCCAAUUUGACUAACAUUGUGAAGACAGUAGACCCGUGCCACAGCAUAAAACGCCAAUUCAGUGCGUUUAAGGGUUGACUAGAUCUUCUACACUAGGUUGUGGCAUGGAACGUAAAUGAACAAAUGUACUCUUUGAUCUGAGUUUUGUAAUGUUUAAAUGCGUGUAAUGAACCGUAUUUUUAUUUUGCUUGGUUUACCACGCCGUAAUUUGUGGAAAAGAAUGCAGCAACCUAGUGAAAAGAGGAAGUGCGAUAUCACUUCUCAGCGGUGAUUGCUGUAAGUCGUUUUUGUUUCCGUGUGGUUAAAAAGAUGGCACUUUUUUUUUUUUAUGUAAAUCACGAAAACGCGAAAACACAAGUUUUAACCCAGCUUAAGACUACCUUCAAUUGACCCUCAGUUGUUUAAAUUUAUAAAACUUAAAGAUUUCAUUUUUGGCAAGUAUUUAUCGGUGAGGUUACGUUUCAGCGUAGGCCUGAAUUUUGUAUUUAAUCAAAACUCUAACAGAGUUUUGAUUAAAUACUUAAUCAAAACUCUAACAGAGUUUUGAUUAAAUACUUAAUUAGGACAGUGUAAACGUCAUGCUUGUAAAUUGACAGUGAAAUAGGACAGUUGAAGGGACAGGUAACACGUCAUGCUUGUGUAAGUGGACAGAACGCGUCAUGCGCGCCCGCUGCAGUCGCGCAUUUUGCCGAGUUGACUGCUUUUGUUUUUUUUGUUUUUUUUUUAAGGAAACGUAGAACCGAUGUCUAGUUUCUUUCUCGAGUUUUGUCAUAGUUUUGAUUAACUGGUAACAGGACCUCGUGUCGUCCAAUUCUGUCUGUAAUCAUACUCGUGAUAAAAAAAUCGGCCUUCCGCUUCGUGGUCGUUGGAUUUUGUUAAUCGCUCGUUUGAUUAUAGACCGACCAAAUUGGACUCUACUCGGUCCUAGUACCAUUAUAAAUGAGGGUUUUAAACCCCUGGGUGUUAUUACUCAAGCCGAGAAUAGACAAAGUUUAAGGAUAUGAAUGGAGGUUUAGCUUUUCCUUGUACAGUAUAUGUGCUUUACAUGAGGAAGCUUGGGAAGGUUUCCGUCGAGUUUUUUAAGACUUAUAAAACCCAACACUUGCAACGGAGCCUUAGAAAGUUAUUUCGUAGUGAAUAGAGUUAAGGAAAAUUGCAUAAACUGCUUGUUAUUUUGUGAUGUAUGUUCAUGCUUGAUGUUUUAAAAGGGUUUUCCAAAGCACAUUCGCCAGCGGCUUAGGCCCAUAAAAAUCACAAGAUACUUGCGCGUUCAUGCAAUUUCCCUCUCUGAUUAUCAGUAAGAAUCAUGUAGUUCUGACUCAUGCUUCGAUGCAAUUAGUAGUCGAAUAAAAUGUUAGUAAAACAA
Messenger RNA from Stylophora pistillata, 3797 nucleotides. Its product is annotated as caspase-8. Lineage: Eukaryota; Metazoa; Cnidaria; Anthozoa; Scleractinia; Pocilloporidae. The record is from RefSeq and is a predicted model, not a curated record. Gene Ontology annotation, biological process: regulation of apoptotic process; proteolysis. Gene Ontology annotation, molecular function: cysteine-type endopeptidase activity; protein binding.